Messenger RNA from Haemonchus placei, 918 nucleotides. The record is from the annotation of a GenBank genome assembly. Lineage: Eukaryota; Metazoa; Nematoda; Chromadorea; Rhabditida; Trichostrongylidae.
GGGCGGAAGAUGACAAUCAUUCAUGAAUCUGGUUUCACAGCCGAAGACUAUAAACAGUAUAAACCCGUUGUCUACAGUAAUACGGUACAAUCACUUGUUGCCAUACUUCGGGCUAUGGCCAAUCUUUCCGUGCCAUUUGGUUCUUCAGAACGGGAGGUCGAUGCAAAACUUGUUAUGGACGUUGUCGCCCGGAUGGAAGAUACGGAGCCAUUCAGUGAGGAAUUACUGUCGGCAAUGAAAAGGCUAUGGGCCGAUAGUGGUGUACAAGAUUGCUUUGCUCGAAGCAACGAGUAUCAGCUCAAUGAUUCGGCCAAAUAUUUCCUAGAUGAUCUAGAACGAUUAGGUGAAGCAAGUUAUCAGCCGACAGAGCAGGAUAUUCUGCGAACCCGUGUCAAAACUACUGGUAUCGUCGAAGUCCACUUUACUUUCAAAAAUCUUAACUUCAAAUUAUUCGAUGUGGGUGGCCAACGAUCGGAGCGGAAAAAAUGGAUUCAUUGUUUCGAGGAUGUGACGGCUAUAAUCUUCUGCGUUGCCAUGUCCGAAUACGACCAAGUGCUCCAUGAAGAUGAAACUACGAAUCGAAUGCAUGAAUCUCUGAAACUAUUCGACUCGAUCUGUAACAAUAAAUGGUUCACAGAUACGUCGAUUAUCCUGUUCUUGAACAAAAAGGAUCUCUUUGAAGAGAAAAUCAAGAAAAGCCCGCUCACCAUUUGUUUCCCAGAGUAUUCAGGUCGGCAAGAUUACCAUGAGGCGUCCGCCUACAUUCAAGCACAAUUUGAAGCGAAGAAUAAGUCUGCUAAUAAGGAGAUCUACUGUCAUAUGACAUGCGCAACAGACACGACAAACAUCCAAUUUGUGUUUGACGCCGUUACGGACGUGAUCAUCGCCAAUAAUCUUCGCGGAUGCGGCCUCUACUAG